UGUCUGGGGACGACAUUGGCAUGGUCCUGUGUCGACGUUCUAAGUGACGAUGAUUUGAGUUAUAGUAGCUUUCAUCAUGAUUGUUAUAGUCAGAGAAAAGAAAGGUUAUGUUGGGCGCCGGAGAAGGAGAAGAAGAGAACUUAUGAAGAACUUCCACCUCCACUUUCGUUGCUGGCGCGUACGGAGAAUCUGCCUUCUCACAUGCCUUGGGUUUUGAAGAGGCAUUACACCACCGAUGGACGGUUGAUUUUGACGGAGGAGAAGGUUCGGCACCAUGAGUACUUCAGGGCCCAUAGAUCCAAUGGGCGCCUUAGACUACAGCUUGUCCCUCUUGACGGCCAGGUUUUGGUUCCGCCAGUCGUUUGUUGUGAUGAUGAUGAUCAUGAUGAGGAGGAGGUGGAUGAUUAUGAUGGGUACUAUUGUGACAAUCAUGAUGUGCUCUACGAUGACAAUCUCGAUGCUUAUGAUGGUGACGAUGAUGCUUAUGAUUACGAUUACGAUUGUCAUUGUGAUUAUGAUUAUGAUUAUGACAAUGACUGCGAUGGUUUUUGUCGUCAUGGUGGUGUUGAACAAACAAUUAAGGUUGUCAAUUCAUCAACUGCGUCAGCUGGGAAGUGUCGCAAUAUUAACACUACUGUGAGAACAAAGUCAUCGUGCAUCGUGGGAGUGCUAGCGCCAGCGAUCAGAUGUGUGAAGGGCAAUACAAAUGGAUCAAGGAAAGGCUUUCUGGGGCAAGCUGGAUUUGGCGGUCUAUUUCGUGACCAUGCUGGUCAAGUUAUGAUCAGCGCUUUUUUUGACAAUAUCGGAAUCUCCUUUACUCAUAGGGCUAAACUUGCAGCCUUCAUCUUUGCUAUGAUUAUAGCUUGGGAGAAGGGUUGGUUACAUUAUGGUUGGAUACAGAUUCUCAGUUGGUCCUAUCUCUUUUCUCUAAACCCCUUUCUGUUCUUUGGUCUUUGUGUCCUAAGUGGGGACAUUGAUGUUAUCUAAUAAGCCUGCACGAUCGAGCUUCAGAGUUUCUCAUUUAGGAAAAAAUGGCGAUACAUGCGGUGACUGAUAAUCUUGCCAAACCAUGUCUUGGGGGGAUAAUACUGGUUUUUUAACUCCUGACUUAAUAGCCAGGGAUUGGAAUUGCUCAUUGUAUAUGGUUCUUUUCGUUGCCUUUAGCUGUACUCAAAGAAUUCCUGAAUCAUAUAGGUAUAUAUUUAGAGAAAAAAAGAAGGGCUUGUAGUCUCCCCAAGGUCAGCCCUAGGGGCAGGGCACCGAUUGCAAGGGCAUGAGCCCCAUAUUGAGAGGGUCCCCAUAAAAUUUUUAUUUUAUAUGUUUCGGUUUUAUUAGUUCAGAAAAAUUAAAGAAGUGAAACUCUAAAAGACUAGUGUGAUGAUGGUAAAGAUGGAGUUUCUCGCCAUGAGGCAGCUCAGCCCAUUUUAGUCUUGUUUAUUUUUUCAAUUGGAUUUUUGCUGUGAUUAAUUUAUAGUUAUUUUACAA
Malus domestica (apple) is the source of this 1485-nucleotide messenger RNA. RefSeq lists its product as uncharacterized. NCBI's taxonomy places the organism in Eukaryota, Viridiplantae, Streptophyta, Magnoliopsida, Rosales, Rosaceae. The record is from RefSeq and is a predicted model, not a curated record.